CGAAUAACUUAUUCCAAAAUGUCUCGAUUUUUGUUGGUCAAAAUUCAUAUCUUGACAUUCAUUGUCGCUUGUGUUUAUGCCAAUAACUGCCCGACUAAAUGCGGAACAAAUGAAAUUUGUAAUUCAUGCGGUAGUCAGUGCGAACUCAAAUGUUCAAAUCCUCAUCCGCAUGCUUGCUCUCUUAUCUGCCUCCCACCAGCUUGCGCUUGCAAAAAGGAUUUUGCAAGAGAUGAGAAAACUAACAACUGCGUUCCCAAAGACUCGUGUCUUCAGUUAAAAAGGAAAUUUAUCAAUAAAAAAUCUCAUAUUCAUUCCUAG
Molecule: messenger RNA, 318 nt
Organism: Cotesia congregata
Lineage: Eukaryota; Metazoa; Arthropoda; Insecta; Hymenoptera; Braconidae
Source: the annotation of a GenBank genome assembly